Messenger RNA from Microbotryum saponariae, 1026 nucleotides. Lineage: Eukaryota; Fungi; Basidiomycota; Microbotryomycetes; Microbotryales; Microbotryaceae. The record is from the annotation of a GenBank genome assembly.
AUGGCUGGCAAGAACAUCAUUGUCCUCGGUGCUACGGGGGAAGUAGGACGUCAGGCGCUUGCGUCUGCUCUCGCUGGUCAGUUGAUCCAUCAGGGCUCCACCAGUCGAUCGUCUCGUCGCACUCGUUGUGGCGCAGGACUGAUGAACUUCUGAUACCUUUCUUCAGCCCCGACCACUCAAAGCGUCUACUCGUUUGGACGUCGACCUCCUCCCGUCCCCGCGGAUGCACCAGGGAUCGACAAGCUCAAGCAUUUCGGCCUCGACUUUGACAAGCUGCUCGCCGGUGAUGCCGCCGAGGGUCGGAAGCUGUCCGAAGUCCGAGCCGACGCUGUCGUCAUCGCCCUCGGUACGACUCGAGCCAACGCCGGUAGUGCGGCCAACUUCAUCAAGAUUGAUCGUGGAUACGUCCUUGCCGCGGCCCAGUCUGCCAAGUGUGAUGACAAGCAGCAGACGCUCGUGUAUUGCUCGGUCAGUCCGGUCUCGGCGAGCGCAUCGUCGGUCACGGCAGUCGGCGUAGAGCGUACAGGUUCGCUGACCGCGUGAGUGCGUCUCUUUACAGUCGGGAGGCUCCAACUCUUCUGCACCGUUUCUCUAUAUGAAGUCCAAGGGCUUGACCGAAGAAAGCCUUGCCGCUCUUUCGUAUGCCGACACCAUCAUCGCUCGUCCAGGCUAUCUCGAAGUCCCCGGCGGAAGGGGAGAGAGUCGAUGGAUCGAAGGCAUCCUUGGGUCAGUGCUUCAGAACGAACGAAGGUGUUUUCCAGCGCCGGCAAUAGUAGGCGACUGCUGAUGAGAUUAUUCUGCGUUUCUUGCGUUCGUAGCAAGGUUACGUUUGUUCUGAGCAAGUUUUCCGAAUCGGUCGCCGUCACAACGCCUGCAGUCGGCAGCGCACUCGUCCGUGCCGCUCUCGAGGGGUCUGAAGCAUUGCAAAAAGCCAGUCUCGGCCACGAGGAACAACUCAACGGUCACAAGGCUUGGAUCUUGCCCAACCCUGCUAUCCUCAAGGCCGACCGCGUAUCCAAAAUUUAA